Messenger RNA from Pichia membranifaciens NRRL Y-2026, 1161 nucleotides. RefSeq lists its product as hypothetical. Gene Ontology annotation, cellular component: mitochondrion. Gene Ontology annotation, biological process: glycerophospholipid biosynthetic process. The coding region runs from base 1 to 1161 and encodes 386 amino acids. The record is from RefSeq and is a predicted model, not a curated record. The transcript has a single exon. Lineage: Eukaryota; Fungi; Ascomycota; Pichiomycetes; Pichiales; Pichiaceae.
AUGACAGCAUCCAGUUCAGAAAUCAAGCCAUUAUCCACGCCUGUCGAGGAGGUAGCUCAGAAGCUCGAGAGCCCUCAGGACAUCGGGUUCGUCUUCGACAUCGACGGAGUGUUGCUCAAGGGUAAAAAGAGAAUCGCGGAAGCCACGGAGAUCAUCACAUAUCUCUCGAAAAAGAAGAUUCCGUUCAUCCUCUUGACGAACGGGGGAGGUAUGACAGAAAAAAAGAGAAUCGACUUCAUCAACAUGACGUUGCAGUUGACGGAGACCCCGAUCCACGAAGACCAGUUGAUCCAGGCACACACGCCUAUGAAGACGUUGAUCCCACACCACAAGCGGGUGCUCAUCUGUGGAGGACCAAAGGACGACGUGAGAGAGGUGGCCGAAGGCUACGGUUUCGAGGACGUGAUCAGACCGGUUGACUUGAUCAGGGCCAACCCUACCAUCUGGCCAUACCACAUGUUCACCGACGAGCAGAUCGAGGAGUGGGGUAGAGACCCGGCCAGCAGCAAGCUCGACGUCGACGGCACCGGCUGUGGCGAAAACUUGCCGAUCGACUCGGUCUUGUGCUUCAACGACUCCAGAGCCAUCGGGGCCGAGCUCCAGGUCAUUCUCGACUUGCUCAACUCCGAAGACGGGGUUUUGGGCACUAGACGUACUUACAAGAGUGGCAAGCCAAGCAUACCGAUUGUCUUCUCUAACAACGACUUCCUCUGGUCCAACGAGUACAAACAGCCUAGAUUUGCAAUGGGUGCGUUGAAGAUCGCCGUGCUCACCAUCUACGAGAAAAUCAACGGACAGAAGUUGGAGCAGCUGACCUUGGGCAAGCCUGAAAAGGUCUGUUACGACUACGCCCACCACAUCUUGAUCGACUGGAGAAAGGUCUUGUUGGGCGAGAAGCAACCGGGCAACCUUUGUCUCCCACAGCUGAACGACCCUCCUAUCAACACCCCAUUCAAGAAGGUGUAUAUGGUGGGUGACAACCCAGAGAGUGAUAUCACAGGUGGUAACAACUACAACUGGGGUACCAUUCUUGUCAGAACAGGUGUCUACCAGGAGGGCGACUUUGAGAGAAACCCAGAGACAUCCAGACCAAGUUUGGGCAUUUUCCCUAACGUCAAGGAAGGUGUCAUGGCCGCCUUGAAGUUGAAUGGUCUGGCUUAG